Messenger RNA from Medioppia subpectinata, 2104 nucleotides. Lineage: Eukaryota; Metazoa; Arthropoda; Arachnida; Sarcoptiformes; Oppiidae. The record is from the annotation of a GenBank genome assembly.
UCCUCCUGUUCUUCCAANGACUGGAAUUCAAACCAAACGGAUCUCUACGAAGAGAUAUUCCGGCCAUUAGUGGACUCAGUGUUGGAGGGCUUCAACGGAACGGUCUUCGCUUACGGCCAGACCGGCACCGGAAAGACGUUCACAAUGGAGGGCUCGGCUGACAAACCGGGAAUUAUUCCCAACUCUUUUGAACAGAUCUUCAAUUGUAUCGCGCGAUCACAUAAUCAACAAUAUUUGGUCAGAAGUUCUUAUCUGGAGAUAUAUCAGGAGGAGGUUCGGGAUCUGCUCUCCAAAGACCAGAGCUUACGACUAGAGCUUAAAGAGAGGCCCGAUAUUGGCGUUUACGUGAAGGACUUGUCGUCGUUUGUGUGCAAAUCAAUCAAAGAGAUCGAACACGUGAUGUCUUGCGGUCACCAAAACCGUAGUGUCGGCGCCACUAAUAUGAAUGAACACUCGUCUCGAUCUCACGCUAUAUUCAUCAUAACUAUAGAGCACUCGGAGGUUGGGGUCGACGGACAGAAUCACAUAAGAGUCGGGAAAUUAAAUUUAGUUGAUUUGGCCGGAAGUGAGAGACAGGCGAAGACGGGAACUGUGGGCCAGCGGCAGAAGGAGGCCAUCAAAAUUAAUCUAUCGCUGUCUGCGUUGGGAAAUGUGAUCUCAUCGCUGGUCGACGGCAAGAGUACUCACAUCCCAUACCGGGACUCAAAGUUGACGCGUCUAUUGCAGGACUCGUUGGGCGGCAACGCGAAGACAGUGAUGGUGGCCAACAUCGGGCCCGCGAGCUAUAACUACGAGGAGUCGCUCACAACCCUCAGGUAUGCCAACAGAGCCAAGAAUAUUAAGAAUAAUCCGCGCGUUAAUGAGGACCCGAAGGACGCACUGCUCAGAGAGUUUCAGUCAGAGAUUGAAAAACUGAAACAACAACUCAUCGAAAAGAGGCGCCGAAAAGAGAACCGAUUGUCCGGUAAUAUAAGCGACGAUCAGUCGACUACUCCUGUGUCCGAAACGGGGCCUCAAAUAGACACCGAAGCGGCCGAAAAACUUCAGGCAAAGAUUAAAGCCAUGGAAAGCAAGCUAUUGGUCGGCGGCAAGAAUAUCGUCGAUCACACGAAUCAACAACAGAUGGAAUUAGAGCUCAAGAGUAAGGAACUGAUGGCUCAGAAGCGACGGGAGAGAGAAAUGUUGCAGCGAUUGGAAGAACAGGAGGAGACUGUACUCGAGAUUAGAGAGACGUUUACAUCACUUCAACACGAAGUGGAGUCUAAGCGAAGAAAAUUAAAGAAAUUGGUUUCAAAAUUGCAAUCAAUUAAAACGGAGACCAAAGAUGUGAUGGAAGCGAAUGGACGCGAACGACGAGAGUUGGAAAAUAUGCAAAACGAACUCAUGAAGGAAUUGAAACUCAAAUACAUGGUUAUCGACAACUUUAUACCAAUCGAUGAGAAAAAUAAACUCUUGAGUCGUAUUGUCUUCGAUGAGGACGAAGAGAAUUGGAAGAUAAUGAAGACGUCGAGCGUCGACAGCAAUGUAUGCAAACGACCCAAUUCUUGCGCCGGAUAUCGCUAUCCCAUCUCAGAAUUCGCCCGAUUGGCCGCCGAAGUGAGCGCUGGCGUGAGGUAUAGGUGUGAGAAUAUAAUGGACUGCGAACUCGAGAUGAGUUGCCGAACCACCAAAGACUAUACGGCUCCCAGAUUAUCACCGAGAGUGAGGGCUGCGCUCGACAACGCACUCAAACGCGAAGACGAUAUUGACGUCGAGAUCAGUACAAUUCCUGCGCCGACUUCUCGUCGAAAAGGGAAGGAAAAUGAGUCAAACGGCAAUAUUUUGCGUCCGUUAACUGCGCUUAAGAUAUCAAAUCGGAGUUCGUCUCGAAAUUUAUACUCACGGCCGGACACUGCGAGUGCCAAUCAGUCCUUCCCUCAGGCCAGAGGACUCAUUCGCAAAUGAAUUCAAUUGAAUUCAUUGUUUCCCUUCUAUUCAUCGCUUCACUAAUAUAUUAUAUAAAAUAUAUUUUUGAUGAACUAAUCGCUCGCUUAGGAGUGAAUUAGUUGGCAGUGUCUGGCAGUUAACGAUUCCAUCACUAAAUCUAGUCAAUAGUCAAUUACCG